AGACUGCACACGGAGAAGCUGACAGAUGAAAACAUGACAACACGAAGUCUCUGAUUCCUCCCUGAUGUGAAAAAUCAGAAACACAUCUGCAACUUUUUUUUUUUUUUUCACUUGACGAUGAAAACAGUUCAAACGGAGGAGGUCAGACUCACUGUGACUUUUUCUCCCCGCAACAACGUUUCCUCGACUUUGGAGGAGCUGAGAUGAGGAGCAGCAGAGCCUGAAGCUGUUUUUCCACUGAACAAAACCAGAGUGGAGAGCUGACGGUGGUCGUCAUGUCUCUGUGGAUGAUCCUCCCCGUCAGCCUGCCCGUCGUCACCAUCACUGGAAUAUGGGUCGUAUACGCCAUGGCCCUCUACAACCAGCACGUCUGUCCUGUGCAUAACUGGCUCUACAACGAGUCCUGUGAGGAGCCGCUGCCCUUACAGAGGGGUCCUGUCCUCUGCUGCACGCUGGACAACAUCCCUCUCAUCAGUAAAUGUGGGACCCUCCCUCCUGAAAGCUGCUUUUUCAGCCUCAUCUGCAGCACGGGGUCCUUCAUGGUGAUGCUGAUCGGCCUGCUGCGAUACGCUCACGUCAUCGAGAAACACCAGAACUGCAUCCUGAACACGGCCGGUCUCUCCACCUCGUGGAUCUGCGCCGCUGGACUCAUCAUGGUGGGAAACUUCCAGGUGGAUUUCGCUAAAGUCCUGCACUACGUUGGAGCAGGAGUGGCCUUCCCGUCCAGCAUGCUGUUCGUGUGUCUGCAGUCGGCUCUGACCUACAGACUGGCAAAGACUCAGGACGAGUACCGGAUCGGACACCUCCGGGUGAUGAUGGCCCUGCUCGGCCUCAUCGUGCUGGUGCUCAGUGGAGUUUUCUUCUGCCAGGAGAGCUUCGCCCUGCAGCACGCCUCGGCCAUCUUCGAGUGGAUCUACUGCAUGCUCAUCAUGAUCUUCUACGGGACGUUUGCCUUCGAGUUCGGCGACAUGUCCGGGGACACUCUCAUGGUUUUGUCCAGAGGAGGAGGAGGAGUGCUGAGCUUCUCCACAUCUGGACACAAGACAGAGGUGGCAGUGGGCUCCAACCACCGCCAGCCGGAGAACUUAUCGAUGCUGUAACCGAUCUGCGGGAUGUUUUCAGUGAACCUGGAAGACACUUAAAAAAAGAAUCAAGCACCUGGAAGCUGCAGCCUGCUGAUCCUCUCGCUCGUCACUGCACACAGCCGAAAGGUCAAACGCUGUCCAGCUGAGAGGAGACCAAAGACCGGUACUUCACAGACUGUUUCUCAUUUUGCAGCAGGUGCAACAUGCUGCUCAAGAAGUGCCUUUUUCUGACCACAAACUCCAGCAGGGAGUCUCUCACACACACACACACACACACACACACACACACACACACACACACACACACACACACA
This is a messenger RNA of Labrus bergylta (ballan wrasse), 1399 nucleotides long. RefSeq names its product transmembrane protein 150A-like. NCBI's taxonomy places the organism in Eukaryota, Metazoa, Chordata, Actinopteri, Labriformes, Labridae. The record is from RefSeq and is a predicted model, not a curated record.